AUGCUGAUACAAUUUUGGGGUCUUCAAGAAAAGAGCGCGAACAUCCUGCGAACUACUUGUCGUCCAGGGUGUCCAUGGGCGGAAAGCACAUUUGUAAGUGCGUGCUUAACAGAAGACUUUCAGCUGGUACCAAUAAAUAUAGACUGGAACAAGCAAGUUUUACAAAAUACUGUUAUCUGUGGCAAAAAUAUUACCAGUGAAAAUGCCAAAAACGUAACUAAUAGAGAACUUAAAGACGGGCUUUUAGAUUAUUUUCAAAAUUAUGAAAACGAAAAGAAUGAAUUGUGUCCAAGGGUUCCGCCCCAUCUUGGACCUGUGCCGGGUGAUAAAUCAAUUAUUGGAUUGUAUGGUAUUGAAAAUAUGCAUAUUGAUAUUGUGGUGGGCGGUAUACACUCACCCUCUGCGUUAAACGCAACGACCCCAUACAAGCGUGGUCAACUGUACAACAUUGGUUUCGAAGUGGCUCAAACGAAGCGAGCAGAAGGUUGGAUGUGCUUCAUAUUCCAUGACCCUCACUUAGUUCCUGAAGAUACGAGGAACCUAUACCGUUGUGGGAGCCGUCCUAAAAGACUGGUGGCAGAUACACGUAUGCCUCCAAGAUUUGGUGGUGCCAUUUCUAUUCAGCCGGAAAAAUUUACCAAAGCUAACGGGUUUUCAAAUCUUGCUUGGAAUGAUGAUGAUGAUUACAUAGAUAUGUAUCGAAGAUUGAUCGUAGCCAACAUAUCAUUAGAAACGAAUAAGGCGCCAAUAGGAAAAUAUUCUUCCUUACCGUAUCUAAAGCAAACAAAUAAUAUAACUGUAAGAAGAAAGCAAACAACACCAAGUCUAAAAAAAUUAAACGAAGGACUAAACAACAUUAAAUUAACGAUAAUGUCCAUAGAGUAUCACCAACUUUAUACAUUGUGGCGCCGAUUUACCUUUUUUGAUGUCCAUAAUAAUAUAGAUAAUGGAAAAAUUGCUGAGUGCCUACAGGACACUCAUGUAACAGUAGCUACAAGUGGAAAUAAUCAUGUCAUACUCUGUGACUUGACAGGCUGGGCCCACCUAAUCUCCCGUUCAUGGGAGAUCACAUCAUUUAAAGCAUAUGAACUCAUAAUAACACAUGCCCAACAAUUGCCACAUGAUACUCUGUUGGUGACAAUAGGGGAGGAUGAAACUGGUGUAACUCCGUUAAUAAAAGUAUGGGAUUGGUCAAGGGUUGACCGGCAUGGGAACCCCAAAUGUGUGAGAACAUCAAGGGCUGUGCCCUCACAUAUGUUUCCCACUCCGGCCACAGCAUUAGCCGUACAUGAUAAUAAGAAUCUUCUAGCUGUAGGUUUUCAAGAUGGCUCUGUAUCACUGUUUCGUGGAGAUAUAGCAAGACAACGUGGUAAAAUGAAAACAUUAUCAGACACCGGUACUAGCCCCAUCACAGGACUUGCUUUCAAAGACACUGAUAAAUUAUUCAUAGUAUCCCGUAAUUGCAUUAUGGUGUCCUAUGUGAAUAGUGACAAAUGUGUAGUUCUUGAUUCUAUGGGAGCGGUGGCUGGCUGCAGUGUUUUGGCUGAUAGGCAUAGACUCACUGUCGCUACAAGUGAGGCGAUAUACUGCUAUACCACCGAAGGGCGGGGUCCCUGCUACGCUUUAGAAGGCGAAAAGCUCCGUCUUAAUUGGUUCCGCAGUUACCUCGUGAUCACUACAAGCGAAACCUCCACGAAGCCAUCCGGCUCAUCCACCACGCCCAAAUCCCACCACGUCACAAUUCUAGACAUACAAAACAAAUUCAUCGUCUUCUCGAAGACAUUCGAGGAAAUUGAUGCAGUUUUGACAGAGUGGGGAUCUUUCUAUAUUCUAACGAAGAAAAAGGAAAUGAUAUAUUUGGAUGAGAAGGAUCUGCAGUCGAAGUUGUCUUUGCUAUUCAAAAAGAAUCUCUAUGAUGUUGCGAUAAGGAUCGCGAGUAGUCAGCAUUAUGAUGCGGAGGGGCUCACGGAGAUAUAUAAACAGUAUGGCGAUCAUUUAUAUAGCAAGGGAGACCUUAAAGGCGCAAUAUAUCAGUACGUAAAAACGAUUGGUCGGCUCGAGACAUCUUAUGUUAUACGGAAAUAUUUGGAGCCGAGACACUUGGAGCCGCUCAUACAGUAUUUAGAAGAAUUACAUAAAAAGGGAUUUGCCACAGAGGACCAUACUACUCUAUUAUUGACAUGUUACGUCAAAAUAGAUCAACACGACCAACAAGGGAAAUUGAAACUGUUCAUCAAUUCUAAGGACAAGGCCAUAGAUUUUGACGUGGAUGUCGCUAUAAAGGUAGUCCGACAAGUAAGCAUAGACGAUGCCCUCUCAUUAGCAGCGAAUCAUAACAGACACGAUUGGUAUCUCAAAAUGAUGAUUGAAGACAAAAAAGAAUUUAAACAAGCCCUCGAUUAUAUAGCGGAGUUAGAAUUUGACGAUGCCGACUGCUAUAUGAAGAAAUACGGCCAUAAAUUGAUACAACAUGAACCGGAAGAGAGUACGGAGUUGUUAAAAUUAAUGUGUACAGACUACAAACCACGUAGUAAGCCGUUAGUUGACGAAUCGUCGCUUGUCGGUAGAUAUCGGGAACCCGAUCGUUCUAUUCCUGACGACUUUAUUCACAUGUUCCUUAGUAACUCAGAGAAACUGAUCAUCUUCUUGGAACACAUGAUAUCAACAGAUGUCAAAUGCUCUACCCUUGUUUUUGAUGCCCUGAUUGAACAUUAUAUUCAUGUAUGGGCGAAAUCACCCAACAGUGAAAAAUUAAUAUAUGAACAGAAAAUACUGAGUGUGCUCAAGGAACCAGAGUCGAACUAUGAUAAAGACCACACCCUGAUCAUUUGUCAAAUGUUGGGAUUCAAAGCUGGCAUAUUACAUCUGUAUGAAGAGAAGAAAUUAUGGCGUGCUCAAGUGUCCCUGCACAUGCGCAGUGGUGAAGCCGAUCUCGCGUUGGCCGUAUGUCGAAGACGGGGCGCGGUUUGUCCUCGUCUAUGGUUGGACGUUUUAUGGACGCCGCCCCCGCCUCGAUGCUUGCCUGAUUUAUUGCAUGUUGUUGCGACUGAAAAGCUGAUGUCACCAAUUCUAGUCGUAGACUGCUUAGCGAGCACGCCUACGUACACGCUCGGGGACGUUCGAAAAUACCUAAUGGACGUUCUUAAAUCGGAAGACGAAGUUAUAACCCGCGAACAAGAGUUGGCUACCAAAUAUAAGAAAGAGAUUGAGAAGAUGAAAGCUCAUAUACAGGUGAUCCAGCAUGAACCAGUGACAUUCCAGUCUUCCAGAUGUGCAGCCUGCAAUCGACCUCUAGAACUACCCACUGUACAUUUCCUCUGCCAACAUUCCUAUCACCAAGAUUGUUUCCAAACGUAUAGCGAAACGGAAAGGGAGUGUCCUGCCUGUGCGGCGCCUUCCCGAAGACCAGAGGCUUUGCCCCACGCGGCCGAAGCCCUACAUUCGAGAUUGCAGCAACAACACGAUCCAUUUGCAGUAGUCUCAGAAUACUUCGGUCGAGGUCUAUUCAAUAAGGUGACGGUUGUGACUGAGGCCCCCACGCCAAGUCCGCCGCAGUCCAGUUCAGUCUCUGAGACUGCGACACUCUCAUAUGGACCAGGCGCUGAGGCUAGACUUAGACUGCAGGAGGGGCAAAGCAAGGAGAUUUUCGUCUCCAACACGGCAAAGCAAAUACCACCUAAAGGGACAUCAAUCGUUCCAGUACCGGAAGGUCGUAUGCGCGUCCUUGAACAGCAGAAAUACAGUUCGAGCCUCGAAGCACAUUUGACCCGCUUAGAACCGGUACACGUUCAAAAAGAUAGAGAUUCCCCAAUCUCUAGCGCAAUAUCCAACGGCAACCCUUUUGAGGAAUAUGACGAAACGAAAAAUCCAUUUGCAGAUGAAAGCGAUCCAACCAACCCAUUUGAGAAUGAUGAUUAUGAUAAAAACUUAAACCCAUUUGCGUCGUGA
Molecule: messenger RNA, 3948 nt
Organism: Pieris macdunnoughi
Lineage: Eukaryota; Metazoa; Arthropoda; Insecta; Lepidoptera; Pieridae
Source: the annotation of a GenBank genome assembly